AUGUAUUCCAAUUCCAAUUCCUAUCUUGGAGCCAACAAUGUGCCGCGUCCAGGCUCCCAGCAUCAAUAUGGCACACCCUUUGGUCAACAGGCACCGCAGCAGCUGGGACAGCAACCCACUGCUUUCGCAUCGCAGCAGACAGGAUAUGGCCAGCCACCCUUAACCCAGCAGUACACGGGUUUUCCGGGCGCCCAAGGUGUGCCGUCGCAGUCUCAGGGGCUUCAACCUCAGUACACCGGCUUUCCUGGACAGGCGCCUCAACAACAGAAUUUCCAAACCGGCGCACCGCCCGUACCCCAGAUCCCCCAGCAUUUCCAGCAGCAGUAUAGCCAGCAACAACAGCAACAGCAAACACCCCAGAGCUCGUUCUUAUCCCCGAGUCAACCGCCUCCUCCCGCGACGACGGCCGCGCCUUCUAUCAAACCUCAGCCCACAGGCUUCACCGCAAUGGCUGCAUCGUUUCGAACUAGCGGGGCAACUGAUGCGCAGUCAGCAGCUGCGGCGAAAUCUCAGAAGACCUCGAACAAAAUACCUAACAUUAGACUGUCCUUCAUCACUGCACAAGAUCAAACAAAGUUCGAGACAUUGUUCAAGUCGGCAGUGGGAGAAAACAAUACAACCAUAUCUGGUGAUAAGGCCCGUGACCUUCUAUUAAGGUCACGGCUUGACGGGGACUCUUUGUCUCAUAUUUGGACGCUGUCUGAUACGACUCGUGCGGGCGAGCUUCAUUUCCCCGAAUUUGCGCUUGCUAUGUACCUUUGCAAUCUCAAGCUUGUAGGCAAGCCAUUGCCUAGUAGUCUGCCGGAAAAUAUCAAGAAUGAGGUUUCGAGCAUGGUAGAUAUUAUUAACUUUAGUGUAGCGGAGGAGGCUGCAUCUGGAGGCAUAACUAAUGCGCCAGACUUCACACGACAAAACGCGGCUACCCCUCCCACAAUACAACAUCCACAGCCUCAAGCAUCGAAUUCUCAGUUAUUGCAAGCACAAAUGACAGGGUUUCCUAGCCAGCAAAUGGGCAUGCAACCCCAGCAGACCGGUUUCCCUGCUGGGAUGAGCAAUCCCCAGCCUACCGGAUACAGCGGCCCUCGACCACCAAUGCCUCCAAUGCCUACUGGUUUCGCGGGAGGCUUAUCUCCAGCACCCGCGGCUCCCUUGAAUGCCCAACCAACUGGCCGGCCUGGCCAGUGGGGUUUGGUUAAUACCCCUGCAUCGGGGCUACCUAAUAUCGAUGCACUGCAGGCUCGAAUGAUGCCUCAAGCCGGCCGCGAGCAACAGAGUUAUACUACCGCUGGUCUGUCUGGUAAUGCUGUUAUCCCUUGGGCAAUCACUAAGGACGAGAAGACCCGGUAUGAUCAGUUAUUCCGAGCUUGGGAUGGUCUCGGUAAAGGGUUUAUCGGUGGGGAUCAAGCCAUUGAGAUAAUGGGUCAAAGUGGUCUAGAUAAGGCUGACCUUGAACGUAUAUGGACACUCUCAGACAAUGGUAACAAGGGCCGUCUUGACCUAGACGAGUUUGCCGUGGCUAUGCAUCUAAUAUAUCGAAAGCUGAAUGGCUACCCUAUUCCGAACACUCUACCCCCAGAGCUUGUGCCGCCAUCAACAAGGAAAAUAACAGAGUCUCUAGGCACUAUCAGAUCUAUGUUGAAUCAAGAAUCUGACUACCGCAAAUCAUCAGGAGCUUCUCUCCUUCCACAAAAGACAGGUGUCAGCUAUAUGAAAAGCCACUCUUUCAAAGGUGGUAAUACUGGUCUUCAUGCCGGUAGAAAAGACGGUACAGUCUUCAGAAACAAUGACGAUGAUGUGGGAUACAAAUCUAGCGCUCGGCGCAGAGUUGGAAACGCCUCGCCUCGUCCAAACUCACCUGCAUCUGUUGCUUCAAACGAAGACCUUUCCCUCGAUCAACUUAAAAAGAAAAUACGUGAAAAGCAGGUUUUACUUGAUGCCAUGGACUUCAAAGAUGAAGCUGCAGCGGAAGAGGAUGAUAUUCUCGAUCGACGUGAUCGGCGAGAAGCAGAAGAGUUAUAUCGUCGUAUUCGCCGUAUACAAGACGAUAUUGAUGCUCACCCAGACGCUGCUCUUAUUAGUGGCGACUCAGAUGCUGAGAGGCGGGCUCUCAAAAGGCAGUUGCAAAACCUCACUGAUAAGAUUCCAGAACUGGCCUCUCAAGUUCGGAAAACGGAGAAAGAUAUAGCUGAUGCAAGGCUUGAGCUUUUCCGUUUGCGAGAUGCCAAAGCUCAUCCUAGCAGCGCAUCCACCAUCGUUGGCACUGGGCCCGGCGGUUCGAUAACUGAGUCUGAUCGCUUGAAGGCCAGAGCAAAGGCUAUGAUGCAACAACGAACCGCUGCACUAACAGGGAAAAAGGUAGAGGUUGGUGAAGAUGACCUUGACGCACCCAAGCGCCUGGAAGAAGAGAGCAUUAAAGCUAGGACUGAGAAAGAGAACAACGAAAGAAUGGUGCGGGACGUCGAAGAUAGUGUUCGAGAAUUCGCCCAAGGGAUCGAGGAUAAUUUAAAGGAGGGCGGGCAGACUUCUGCCAACGAGCACGAGAAACGACGUUGGGAGGACGCGCUUGGCGUUGAGGACGAAGUUCGUGACUUCAUAUUCGACUUGCAGCGCUCUAGCCGAGCUGCACGCAUCAGGGCUCAAGAUAGGAAAGGCGGACGUUCUGCGACUUCUGAACCUGUGCGAGCGGAAGCACCUCCAGUGCGCCUUGAAAGUCCAUUAUCAGCGGGUCAUACUUCUUCUCCCCCUGUUUCUCAAUCUCCGGGACUUAGCGGAGGUUCGUAUUCGGCUUAUAAAACGCCCGAAGAAAGAGCUGCUUUCAUUAAGCAACAGGCGGAGCAGCGUAUGGCCGAGCGCCUCGCUGCGCUUGGCAUCAAAGCGCCGUCAAAACCUGGCGAGACAGCAGCUCAAAGAAUAGAGCGAGAAAGAGCAGAGAGAGCAGCGAAGCUUCGCCAGGCGGAAGAAGAAGAUUCUCGUCGUGAAGCAGAACGCCAGGCAAGAAUCGCCGAGGAACAAGGCGUCCCUCCACCUGUCGCCAAACCAGAGGGCAAGAAACCUCCCCCGCCACCUGCCAGAAAGGGUGCCAAGAAUGACGAGAUUAGCAAGAAGGCUGAAGAAGAAACAGUACGGAAGGCGGAGGAGGAGCGCCUCGCCAAGGAGCACGAAGAACAGCAACGCGCUACACAACAAAUGGAGGAUGAAGCAAAACAGCAAGAAGCUGAAUUGAGAAAGGAGCAAGAGGCGUCUGCUGCUCGUCUGAAAGCUCUAGAAGAACAAGUCCGACAAGGCAAGCUCAAGAAAGAAGAGGAAAGGAAGAGGAAGAAGGCCGCUAUGGCUGAGGCGAAGGAGAAGGAGGCCAAAUUAGCUGCUCAGAGAGCUGAGAUCGAAGCAGCACGCCAAAGAGAACUUGAACUCCAACGGCAGCUUGAAGCCAUGGAUGAAGAAUCGUCAUCCGAUGAUGAUGAUGGUCCCCAGCAAAUCACACCACAGGCAUCUACGCCAACACAUGGUGGCAGCCAGCUAGGAAGUCAAGAGCUUGAACGUAAGGCAACACCACCUCCCGCGCCCGCACCACCCGUCGUAUCGCCUCCGUCCGCCGUCACAAGCUCUUCAACGGACACCGAGAGCCGCAACCCCUAUUUCCGUAUGAUGUCACAAUCAUCAGAAUCAUCAGCGACACCGCCGGCACCUGCACCUGCACCUACACCUGCCACAUCGGCUCCCGCACCCCCAUCGCAACCUAAGGCAUCAACCAAUCCUUUCCAUCAGAUGACGCAAGCUGCUCCCGCAGCCGCCUUGGGCCCACAGCCGACUAGCAAUGUGUCCCGGAAGCGACCCGAAACAGAUGAUGAAUGGGGCUCGGGUGAUGAGGAAUCUGAAGACGACUCUGACGAUGAUCGGCCAGCUGCUGGCGCCGCUCACUUAGCGUCUUUGUUAUUUGGAUCCAUGGGUCCUCCUCGACCUUUGUCGGCUGCCGGUGAAAAGUCCAGAGGAGCCUCACCAGCUGUUCAAUCGCCGCCGUUUAGCCCUCCUCCACCAAGCGGAGGCUUAACAGAAACAUUGGCCGCUCCUCCACCUCCACCCUUACCAGAAGCAAGUCCAUCGGCUCCUCCACCGCCUCCCCCCAUGCCAGGUACCGAUGCAUCGUUUAUGCCAGGCGUGGCUCCGCCCCCUCCACCGCCCAUCCCGGGAAUGGCUCCUCCCCCUCCACCACCACCGCCUGCCAUUGGGGGUUUGCCCGCGCCACCACCAGGCGGACGCCCUGCGGGGUUUCUAGGUGAAAUUCAGAUGGGCAAGACGCUAAAGAAGACAGAGACGAACGAUAAGAGCGUAUCAAACAUUCGGGGACGGGUCAUAGACUAG
Messenger RNA from Xylaria bambusicola, 4359 nucleotides. RefSeq lists its product as uncharacterized. Gene Ontology annotation, molecular function: protein binding; calcium ion binding. Gene Ontology annotation, cellular component: plasma membrane; cytoplasm. Bases 1 to 4359 code for a protein of 1452 amino acids. Lineage: Eukaryota; Fungi; Ascomycota; Sordariomycetes; Xylariales; Xylariaceae. Gene Ontology annotation, biological process: endosomal transport; endocytosis. The transcript is spliced from 3 exons. The record is from RefSeq and is a predicted model, not a curated record.